Molecule: messenger RNA, 2474 nt
Organism: Cydia amplana
Lineage: Eukaryota; Metazoa; Arthropoda; Insecta; Lepidoptera; Tortricidae
Gene: Sqor
Product: sulfide:quinone oxidoreductase, mitochondrial
Exons: 15
Coding region: 50-2464 (804 amino acids)
Cellular component (GO): mitochondrion
Molecular function (GO): FAD binding; sulfide:quinone oxidoreductase activity
Source: RefSeq, a predicted model, not a curated record
UGUUUACCAAGACGUGUCGUUUUUGUGUUCUGUGUUUGAGUUCUAAAAAAUGAAUAGCGUUACUCGUUCGUUGCGGUCAAAAUGUUUCAACUCUGGAUGGCACAGGUCUUUCUCUGUUACGGCGCCAGACAACGCCACUCAUUCAUGUAAAUUGUUAGUGGUGGGGGGAGGCUCUGGAGGGUGCACCAUCGCAGCCAAGUUCGCUCGGAGACUCGGGAAAGAUGCAGUCAUUGUAUUGGAGCCAAGUUGCGCUCACUACUACCAACCGCUCUGGACGCUAGUCGGCGCCGGUAUCACCAGCGUGGCCAGCACUCGGCGAAGCGCGUCCAGCGUCCUCCCUGCAGGAGCUAGGUGGCUGAGGGACUCGGCUGCAUGCGUCGACCCUAAGAACCAGGAGGUCACCACCGAAAGCGGGGACCAGAUCAAAUACGAGUACAUCGUGGUCGCGGUCGGGAUACAGAAUGAUUAUGACAAGGUCCCCGGCCUUAGCGAAGCGCUCAAGCGCAAAGACAGCGGCGUCUCCACAAUAUAUUCCCCUGAUUACUGCGAAAAAACAUGGAGCGACAUGCGACCGUUCAAAGGAGGCGAGGCGAUUUUCACGUAUCCAGACACACCCAUCAAAUGCCCGGGUGCACCGCAGAAGAUCGCUUAUCUGGCUGACUCUUGGUUUAAUAAGGCCAACGUCCGUUCAAAAACGAACAUAACAUACAACACUUGCCUGCCCGUCAUAUUCGGCGUGAAGAAAUACGCCGACGUCCUUCUGAAGGUGGUGGAACGGAAGAAUAUCAAGGUCAACUACACCACGGUGUUGAAGGAACUGAAUGUGGACAAGAAGGAAGGGGUAUUUGUCAGCACUAAGGAUAAGAGUAAGACAUUUGUCCAACCCUACGACAUGAUCCACGUCACGCCUCCAAUGAAGACGCCGGACUUCCUCCGUAACAAUAAGGACAUCACCGACACUAGCGGCUACCUGGAAGUCGACAAGUUCACUCUACAACACACCAAGUUCCCCAACAUGUACGGGAUCGGAGACUGCAUUAAUACGCCGAACAGCAAAACUGCUGCUGCGAUUGCGAAACAGUGCUACGUGCUAGAGCACAACCUCCUAUCAACGAUGGCGAAGGACAACCCGAAGCAGAAGUACGACGGCUACGGGGCCUGCCCGCUGGUGACGUCAUACAACACGUGCAUUUUGGCCGAGUUCUUGUACGACGGUGUUGUGCACGAGACUAUGCCUAAAUGUAAAUUACUGAUAGUGGGGGGAGGAACGGGCGGCUGCAGCGUCGCGUGGCGAUUCUCCAACAAAUUAAAGAAUAGUGAAAUUUGUGUCAUAGACCCAGCAGAAUUCCACUACUACCAACCCCUCUUCCCCCUCGUGGCCGCCGGUAUCAAGGGGUUCGAUCAAAGCAAGAAGCCCCUCCGCUCCGUGUUGCCGCCCGGCGUGUGUUGCAUCGAAGACUACGCGUGGCAUUUCGAGCCGUGCAGCAAUGUUGUCCAUACGCAUGGUGGGGAUGAAAUCUAUUAUGAGUUCCUGGUGGUGGCUGUGGGGCUUAUUAAUGAUUAUUACAAGAUAAGCGGCCUAAAAGCAGCGCUAGACGACCCCUGCAGCUGCGUCACAACAAUAUAUUCACCGGAACACUGCCAAAAGACGUGGUCGGCCAUUCAGCGUACCGCCGGCGGUCAUGCCAUCUUUACAUUCCCACGCGAUGGUGCGAAAUGCUCUGGUGCGGCCCAGAAGAUCAUGUACCUCGCUGAUGACUACUUUAGAAAGAACAAAAAACGCGACCUUCUAAACAUAACCUACAACACUGGCUCCGAGGCCAUCUUCGGCGUCCCGAAGUACGCCAAAGCGCUAGAGCGAGUGGCCAGUGCGCGCGCCGUGGCCGUCAACACGUGCUGCGAGCUUGUGGAGGUCACGCCGAAACAUGCUGUGUUCCUGGACGCUUAUGGAAUGCCCAUAACGCUCCCAUACAACUUCCUCCACGUAACACCACCUAUGUCUCCACCCACCGGUCUAGCUCAAUCCCAACUCGCAGACAAAACCGGCUACCUCGACGUAGACCAGUACACACUUCAGCAUAACCAGUUCCCCAACGUAUACGGCUUGGGAGAUUGCACCAAUACGCCUAAUAGCAAGACUGCUGCCGCUGUUGCUCGCCAAAGCCACGUGGUAGAACAAAACCUAUGGGCCACCAUGCAGGGCCGGCAACCUUCAGCCAAGUACGACGGCUACGGCGCAUGCGCGAUGAUGACGUCAUACCGCACCGGCAUACUGGCGGAGUUCCGCUACGACAAGCAGCCGUAUGAGACCUUCCCGUUCGACCAGAGCAAAGAACGGAAACUGUUCUACUACAUGAAACGAGACUAUUUCCCGUAUCUUUACUGGAAUAAAAUAAUUAAAGGAAAGUGGAACGGACCUAAAAAAAUACCCAGAUUGAGUAACCCUUUUCGGAAGAAGAAAUAAAAACCAGUAU